Gamsiella multidivaricata is the source of this 555-nucleotide messenger RNA. RefSeq lists its product as uncharacterized. The transcript has a single exon. The coding region runs from base 122 to 421 and encodes 99 amino acids. NCBI's taxonomy places the organism in Eukaryota, Fungi, Mortierellomycota, Mortierellomycetes, Mortierellales, Mortierellaceae. The record is from RefSeq and is a predicted model, not a curated record.
UGGAAGGCGUGCAAGCACAAGAUCUUCCAGUAUUCGGCGUCAGGUUAGGUUCUCAUUGCAACGCAUAGCUUUGAAUAGUUACUGUACCUAUCUAUAUUAUUGCUCUUCCCUGGUCUAACUUAUGCUUCCUGAUAUCCAUAGUGGAUGCGGCAAGACUCGGUCCAUGAUUGAGCUGCUCUGUCUACAGUGGGGAUUCUACUUCAACGCGUCAAAGAACGAUCCUGGAUCAGACGACCUCAGCCACCUUACUGAGUUAAUUGACAAAAAAACCUUGGAGGAACAAGAUCCUAGACUCAACACUGUCUUCGCAAGGAACGCAACCCUUGUGCUCUUCUUCUCCCGACUCCUGGUCCUCACAUACUGUCUGCAGAUCCCCAAUUGCCGCCAAAUGUUUUCGAGCGCAAGUUGGGCCGUACUCUAAGUCUGACCUCAAAUGUUCCAGGACAUCUUCUCAAAGCUUUUCAGGGUCCUUUUUGAAAAAGCUGCAUGAACGUGUGCAUUCCAAAUUGGUGCUGAUUGGCGUGGUUCGAGAUGGGUUCCUCUCAGUACAAGAGA